Messenger RNA from Lathyrus oleraceus (garden pea), 612 nucleotides. Its product is annotated as 40S ribosomal protein S11. Gene Ontology annotation, molecular function: structural constituent of ribosome. The record is from RefSeq and is a predicted model, not a curated record. NCBI's taxonomy places the organism in Eukaryota, Viridiplantae, Streptophyta, Magnoliopsida, Fabales, Fabaceae. Gene Ontology annotation, cellular component: cytosolic small ribosomal subunit; ribosome. The transcript is spliced from 6 exons. The coding region runs from base 1 to 612 and encodes 203 amino acids. Gene Ontology annotation, biological process: translation.
AUGCGACACUGGGUUGUCGUUACAAGCAAGAAAAAUAGUCAUCUAGACAUAUCUUAUUCUCAAAUUUCAGAUCAUUCUCUCAACAUGAAUCAAGAUCAAGCUAGUGACAACAAACUUGUUCAAGAGAUUGAGGCUUCAAAGGAGACUGAGAAGGCUUAUCUCAAACAACCCAAAGUGUUUUUAUGCUCGAAGAAAUCUGGUAACGGGAAGAGGCCCGGUAAAGGUGGAAAUCGCUUCUGGAAAUCUGUUGGUCUUAGAUUCAAGACCCCCAAAGAAGCCAUCGAAGGAACCUUUAUUGACAAGAAGUGUCCAUUCACUGGCAAUGUUUCCAUCCGUGGUCGUAUCAUAGCCGGAACCUGUCACAGUGCCAAAAUGAAUCGGACUAUUAUUGUCAGGAGGAAUUAUCUUCACUUCAUUAAGAAAUAUCAGAGGUAUGAGAAGAGGCAUUCCAACAUUCCAGCUCAUGUGUCACCUGCCUUCUGUGUUAAGGAAGGUGAUCAUGUCAUUAUUGGUCAAUGCAGGCCAUUCUCCAAGACAGUGAGGUUCAAUGUAUUGAAAGUCAUCCCAGCUGGAUCAUCCAGUGGUGCAAAGAAGGCAUUUUCUGGCAUAUGA